Molecule: messenger RNA, 1199 nt
Organism: Carassius carassius (crucian carp)
Lineage: Eukaryota; Metazoa; Chordata; Actinopteri; Cypriniformes; Cyprinidae
Exons: 3
Coding region: 75-422 (115 amino acids)
Biological process (GO): peptidyl-histidine dephosphorylation
Cellular component (GO): cytosol
Molecular function (GO): protein histidine phosphatase activity
Source: RefSeq, a predicted model, not a curated record
CUGAUAUCGCAUACUGGCGGCGUGCGUGAUGAUGAUGACUGUAUAAGGUCUGGUUCCUGUAGCUGCCACAGAAAAUGGCAGACGCUCUUAGCAAAGUCCCCGACGUCGACAUUGAUCCAGAGGGAAAGUUUAAAUACAUAUUAGUGAACAUAAAGGUUAAAGGUGGAACGGAGCAAAAAGUGAUCGUGAGAGGAACUAAAACAGCGGAGUACCACAAUCACAUAUUUGAAAAAUUGAAUCCUGCUAUGGAGGCCUUGGGACUGGAGUGUAGUUGUCUUGGUGGCGGCAAGAUUGAGCACAACAACACAGAAAAGAAACUUAGGGUGUUUGGAGAGUCUACGGGAUACGGGAAGGCUGACCAUGCUGUCACAGUGGAAAAGCUCAAAUCUGUCUUCAAAGACUAUGAAAUCAUUAUGGAAUAAAAUACUAAUGUGAUCACUUUAAAUAAAAUUAUAGGACAUUAAUAUUUUGUGAAAGUAAACAAUUUGAUAACACUUCAGCUAUCCCUUAUUUUCAUUUGGAUAAAAAAUUAGGCUGAUGAGAUGGUAAAUAAAUGUUCUCUGAUCUGUCAGCAGUGUCAAAGUUGAGGUUAGAUGGCUGACCUUGAUAGCGACACACUUGCACAGGAACUCUGCGUGUGUUUUACAGAGUGAUAAACAAUUCCAGUUUCCUGUCUCCAUCAUGGAAUGUGUCUGUGUUAGAGAUCAGGAACAGAUAACAGAGUGUCUGUAUGAUUAAUGGUAUGUAUAAUAAACAUGAUAAUGGACUUCAUUAAGAAAUUUGCCAUUGAGAUUCAAACAUACACAUUUUUAUGGAUCCAUAUUUGGUAAGAAAACAUUUAACUGAACCAGUCACUAUGUUUUCACUAUUACAAUUAAAUUGAAAAGGCUUAUUAUUGUGUAAAGGUUUACAUUUAUAUAAUUAUAGUGAAUAUGCAAAAUUUAAUGUUAUUUAAAUAGCUAACUUAAUAUGGAUCUUAUUUUACAGAUGGCUUGUGUUUUGAACUUAAGUGAUUUUUCCAUCCUGUUUCUUAAGUUAAAGCCUUUACCAGUUUCCUCUAGCCUACCGUAAGACCCUGAAUAUGACCCUCAUUGUCUAUUUCCAUUAAGAGGUUAAAUGAGAGAGCUUACACAGCAAAAGAUACUAUUUUUACAAUAAGUACUGUAUUCAUUGUUCAAAUAAAAUUAUCCUGAAAGGUG